Molecule: messenger RNA, 855 nt
Organism: Pleuronectes platessa (European plaice)
Lineage: Eukaryota; Metazoa; Chordata; Actinopteri; Pleuronectiformes; Pleuronectidae
Product: homeobox protein engrailed-1-B-like
Exons: 2
Coding region: 1-855 (284 amino acids)
Biological process (GO): neuron differentiation; multicellular organism development; regulation of transcription by RNA polymerase II
Cellular component (GO): nucleus
Molecular function (GO): RNA polymerase II cis-regulatory region sequence-specific DNA binding; DNA-binding transcription factor activity, RNA polymerase II-specific
Source: RefSeq, a predicted model, not a curated record
AUGGAAGAGUCGAAGGAGCCGGGCAGCGGCCGGGACUCCACCGAGGAGGAGAGCCUGUCCCUGUCGCCGAACCUUCCGUCCCCGCCUCUGAUGCUCCCGCACCAGGCGGCCCAGCAGAACCACCACACCACCAACUUUUUCAUCGACAACAUCCUGCGGCCGGACUUCGGCAGCAGGAAGGAGCCGGCCUACCGCAGCCCCACGCCGGGCCGCGAGAACGUGAACCCGCUGGCCGGGCCGAGGCCGCCGGCGCACACCGGCUCUCUGUGCCUGGACUCGAACUGCAGCAGCGACAGCACCGCGUCGUCGCCGUGCUCCUCGUCCUCCACGUCCUCGUCGCCCUCGUCCAAGCAGAACUCGUCGAAGCAGGGCGAGGCGGCGGGCACCGGCACCGGGAGAUACGCGGACAGCCCCUCGUCUAUUGUGGUCGUGAGCAGCGGCAACGGGGCGGCCGCGGCCCCCAGUAAGGAGAGCCAGCCGCUGCUGUGGCCCGCCUGGGUCUACUGCACACGGUACUCGGACCGGCCCUCAUCUGGCCCAAGGACACGGAAACUGAAAAAGAAGAAGAGCAGCAAGGAGGACAAGCGGCCCAGGACAGCGUUCACGGCCGAGCAGCUGCAGAGACUGAAAACUGAGUUCCAGGCCAACCGCUACAUAACGGAGCAGCGGAGACAGUCUCUGGCCACGGAACUCAACCUGAACGAGUCCCAGAUCAAAAUCUGGUUCCAGAAUAAGAGGGCCAAGAUUAAAAAGGCCACCGGCUACAAGAACGGCCUGGCCAUGCAGCUCAUGGCCCAAGGACUUUACAACCACUCCACGACCACCGUGCAGGAGGAGAAGGAGGAAAGUGAAUGA